AGACCUAAGGAGAGGGCUCAACACUCCAUAUCCUCCCGCCAUGCCUCCACCCUCCACUCCCGCCCCAUCUCCACCGCCUCCUUACAUCCCCUCCCUCCCCCCAGAACUCUGGAUCCGGAUCCUAACCUACAACGCCGACCUCACCCACCUCUGGACCACCUGCCGGCAGGUCUCCCAAUCCUUCCGCGCCUUCACCGAGCAAGCCUUCGCGGACACGCACCUCCGGCACACCGCGAUCCACUUCCACCUCGACAAAUACAACCUAGGCGGCAGCACGCGGCGGCCGGAGGUCGUGACCACAUUCACGCGGUUCUCGUCUUCGCGGCUCAAAGAGCGCGUCUACUUCGCCCACAACCAGACCGACGACGAGAUCCCAGAGUUCCGCAUCAAGAAAACCGGCCGAGGCGGCAGAGGCAAAACAAAAGAGACGGACAUAGCCUGUCUGCGCAAGCUCCUCCUCGAGCGCUGGCGCCAGCAGGUGCAGGACAUCCGGCCCGAGUGCCCCAACUACGUGAUCCAGAUCGGGGAUAUGGUGAAUGAUACCGAGCUGCCUGGACUAGAACUGGAUGAGUAUACCGGCGUGGAGAUAUCGUUUGAGUGGCGGCGCAUGCUCGACGCGUUCUUCCGCGAGCAGGAGCGCAUGCGCCGUCUGGCGGACAGCUGGGUAGGUCUCCAAAAUGCAGAUGCGAAUGGGUUGCGCGCCGAGAGCUCACUGGGUGUGUCGCAGCAUCGAGAGGUCGCGCCGCAGAUGGCGGAGAGUCGGCGGAAGGUCGCGGCGGGAGAGAUGACGCAGGCGGACCAGCUGGUUUGGUCGGCGAAGCUGUGGGCGGGUGCGGAGAAGGGGUUUCGGAAGGCGAUAAGGAGGGCAAGGUUAAAAGCUCAUUAUAGGGGCAAUGAGGAGAUGGUGUGGGCGAUUGCGUCGAUGGAACACAUGGAAGGUCCGGCGAGGCUUUUGAAGGAUGUGCCGGGUGGUAGGGUGGGUGAGAGGUGGUUCCAGAGCAUGUAUUUGCCGGAGUACCUCUUGAUGGAUGAGUGGUCGUCGCUUCAGCGGAUCGAUAGCAAGGCUGAGAUGGUGGCGAUGGCACAGUGAGGUAAUUGACUAUGGGUAGUGGUAUUAUCUACAGUGCCUUGCCAUAGAUAUCCGUACGCUUUCCUGUCACUGUCUGUGGGGCUUUUAACGUACUAAUAGAAACUGGGGGCAGCGGAUAUAACUCUAAUCUGCGUAUACCCUGCUGACGCUGUCUGGGGUAGUGCUGAAAAUACUACGAGGCUCCUCACGCGGCGGCAAACGAGUGUACGGAUAUCUGUUUCGCUACCAAGUCCUACGCUAUUCGUUGAUGUACGCGACUUCACCACUACCUCAUAGGCCCCCUCGAAUCUCAUUUAGUAAGGUUUGUACUUGGUUCAUUUAGGCUACGGAACUACCAGUAACAGUAAAGCUCUUUCCGAAUCCGCGUGUGCCAGAAACGGACAUGCCAUUAAAAACAACCAAGACAUAGCAUCCAGGUAAUGGUAACCAAGACCACACAGCCUAAUGACAG
This is a messenger RNA of Mytilinidion resinicola, 1541 nucleotides long. RefSeq lists its product as uncharacterized. Bases 41 to 1090 code for a protein of 349 amino acids. The transcript has a single exon. Lineage: Eukaryota; Fungi; Ascomycota; Dothideomycetes; Mytilinidiales; Mytilinidiaceae. Gene Ontology annotation, molecular function: protein binding. The record is from RefSeq and is a predicted model, not a curated record.